Molecule: messenger RNA, 906 nt
Organism: Symbiodinium pilosum
Lineage: Eukaryota; Dinophyceae; Suessiales; Symbiodiniaceae
Source: the annotation of a GenBank genome assembly
AUGCUGAAUGCCAAGACCGUCAAGGCGUGGCUCGUAAAGGAGCUUGGCAGUGCGGACUGCGUUGCAAAGCAUGUCGUGGCCUGCUCAACAGCCUUGGACAAGACCCAGGCCUUUGGUAUUGACUCGAACAAUGUCUUCGGGUUCUGGGACUGGGUUGGCGGCCGUUUCUCCGUUUGGAGUGCGGUUGGGGUUCUUGCUCUGUCGCUGCAGUAUGGCUUCGGCAUUGUCAACCAGUUUCUGGAAGGUGGGCAUGCCAUGGACGAGCACUUCCAGAAGGCCCCCGCGAAGGAAAACUUGCCUCUGAUUGUUGGCCUGCUGGACGUUUGGAAUUGCAGCAUGAUGGAGCAUGAGGGUGUUGCCAUCCUCCCGUACUGCCAGGCUCUGGUGCGCUUCGUGCCCCACAUCCAGCAGUUGGACAUGGAAAGCAACGGGAAGCGCGUUCAGAUGGAUGGUAGCGAAGUCUCGGUGGGGACGGGCGCCAUCAAUUUCGGUGAGCCCGGCACGAACGGCCAGCACUCCUUCUACCAGCUGAUGCAUCAGGGACGCGUCAUUCCUUCCCAUUUCAUUGGCUUUGCUGCCUCCCAGAACCCGGUUGAGCUACCUGGCGAGUCUGUCUCCAACCAUGACGAGCUCAUGUCCAACUUCUUUGCCCAGCCAGAUGCUUUGGCUCUUGGGAAGACUGCGGAUGAGUUGAAGGCAGACGGCAUCCCGGAAAAGUUGAUUGCGCAUAAAACAUUCCCUGGCGACAGACCUUCGCUGUCGCUGUUGCUCCCCGUAUGCAACGCACAUUGGCUCGGACAACUGCUGGCAUUGUACGAGCACCGUACUGCCGUACAAGGCUGGCUAUGGGACAUCAACUCAUUUGACCAGUGGGGUGUCGAACUUGGGAAGGUCCUGGCAAAGGAG